Messenger RNA from Closterium sp. Yama58-4, 1158 nucleotides. Lineage: Eukaryota; Viridiplantae; Streptophyta; Zygnematophyceae; Desmidiales; Closteriaceae. The record is from the annotation of a GenBank genome assembly.
AUGGCUUCCCUCGCUGUUCUCGAGUUCGACCCAAAGGGACGUCCUCUUCAGUUUGAGACGUGGCUUGAGGACCUAAAGCUGUACUUGCUGAGCGAUAUUAAGGACGGUGUUUCCCUCUUUGACCACACGUCUGGAGCCUCUACUGCCCCUCCCCACACUGCUGACAUCGGUCGCUAUUCCUCGCCUGCCAUAGCAGCUUUCGGCCGCCUUAUCCUGCCCUACCUGUUUCCCGAGUUGUCGUCCUUUGCCACUGUAGAGGACCUCAUUUUCCACCUCCGCACCAUUAACGAUCGCUACCGUGCUGCCACCCCAGAUGACGAAAUUAGGGACCACUUUGUCGCGCUUCACCCGACUGAGCUCACCAUUGACCUGCUCGAGAAGCAACUGCUUGCAGCUGAGACUAGUGCAUUCGCUGUAGCUGCUACUCGUGGCGCCCCUUGCACGCCCUUCUUUGAGGGGUGCUCCCCCUCCCCCCUUGCCCCCUCAGUUGCUACUGCUGCUGCUGUCGACUUCCUUGGUGCUGAGGAGGUCGGUGUUGCUUCCACUCCUAGUGCGAAGCGUCGCAGCGGCAAGGGCAAGGGCGGCAGGGGUGGUGGAGGUGGCAGCGGAGGAGGUGGUGGUGGAGGCGGUGGAGGCGGUGGAGGCUGCGGAGGUGGCGGUGGUGGCGGGAGUGGUGGUGGAAGUGGGGGCGGUGGCGGCGGUGGCGGCAGUGGCGGGAGUGGUGGUGGUGCUCGAGGCGGCAGUGGGAGUGGUGGCGGCGGUAGUGGCGGCGGAGGGAGUGGUGGUGGCGGCGGCAGUGGUGGUGGUCGGGCUGGAGCAGGUCAGCGCCAGCAGCUGCAGCAGCAGUGUCCGCGGGAGAGGCUCACGCCCCAGCAGCUUCGUGAGUGGUUUGCUCAGCGUGGGGCGUCUGGGGGUAGUGGUCGCUGCCCGUACGUCAUUCGCACAGGUGACCGCGCUGGUCAGACGUGCGGGAAGUUUCACACCCUGCACCACUGCUUCUCCCGCCUAGACGACGCUUGGCGCACUGAGUUUGGCGAGGAGGCUGAGAUACCCCGCUGGGCGCAGCUGCUUAGGUCUGGGCUUGAUGUCUUUGCUCUUGACUAUGAUGCUAUCCUUAAUGCCAUGUUUGCAUUUUCUGUUAGUGCUGAGGGUGACUGA